Molecule: messenger RNA, 2561 nt
Organism: Drosophila navojoa
Lineage: Eukaryota; Metazoa; Arthropoda; Insecta; Diptera; Drosophilidae
Gene: dbf
Product: doublefault
Molecular function (GO): nucleic acid binding; zinc ion binding
Source: RefSeq, a predicted model, not a curated record
ACUUUGACAGAUCCAUCGCUGGACGUGUUUUAUCAAGUAUUUUUCGAUUGGUGUCGUAGCUUUUCACACAUUUUAAACACCAAUUCCAACAAAUUCAAAUGUAUUGUUAAAUGUUAAGCGGUCGAACAAUCUCGCGCGGCCCAAAGUGUAUAGAAGCCAUUCCCAUAACCAGGUGACGACAAGCCGAGCUCGCUAUUUUCUAUGUGAAGCAUCGACAAGCCGCCCAGCACUCCGCCUGCAAGACAGCGUAAUACCGUUAAGCAACCCCAAACCGAGCAGAGAACGCGAGAAAUAAGAGAAUCAAAGAAAUGUUGGCGCGCAGAUCCCAGCUGAGCCCGCGGACACCGCCCGUCCACGAGCGCAUCGCCCUGCUGUGCGCCCGGAACAUCUGCAAGCUGGCCGCUGCUCUGCCCAAGCCGUGCACGCGCUCCGGCUACUUGCCAGUGAUGGUGGAGCUGCGCCGCGUCGACGACAAUGCCGUCUAUCGCUACCAAGUGAACCUGUCGCCGAACAGUCUGGAGGCCGACAGCCAGCACAUGGGCAUGGCCCAGGCCAAGGCGAUCACGCAGCAGCUUCAGCUGCCCUGUCUCGUGCAUGGCGCCCUCGAGCCCUGCGCACAGUCCCAGGCUGUGCUGCCAAUGCUGACAGAGGAUGGCGAGCCGCCGCAGCUGAUCAUGGCGCAGGAAUCUGUGCACAUAGCGCAAGACCGUGGGAACUAUGUGAGCAUGGGCCGCAUGGCCAGCAACGACGGCAUCGUCACGUUCCAGAACUCGGCCUAUAUCAGCGGCGCAUCGAAGAUCACGCGCGACCAUUUCAUGGCCGUGCUGCACAACCAUCGCCCCAGUCCGCUGCAGUUCGAGACACUGUGGGCGGACCAGCAUGUGGAGGAGCUGGAGAAUAUUGAGCAAGUUAUCAACGCCUACCAGCCGCGCCCCAUAGAGCUACCGGCCGUACUCGAGCCAAUCACAGCGCAUGUCAAUGGGGCCGCGUCCCAGCUGCAGCUGGAGCCUUACACUGGCCAUAGGCAGGCUUCCCCACCGAAGGCUCCGCCAGCUAGCUAUCAGGGCAAUGAGCAUCAACACAACCCAACUCAGCAGCCGCCCAGCCGGCCGCUCAACGGCUACAAGCAGCAGCGCAAGCCCAGCAGGAGCCAAAGCCACGCCAACAGCACUGAGCGAGUGCUCGGUCAGCCGAAGAGACUCGGCAGUGGCAAUCGCGAGCCACCGACUCAGCCGGCGUCGGACUCGACUGGCUACAGGCCGCAGCCCUACGAGCCGGCAUUCUAUUGCAACAUCAAGGACUACAUUGCCAACCAGCAGUCGCGGCAGCGCAUCUUCCUGCCCAGUGGCGAUCCACAGGAGAAUCACGUGGAGGGAUCGUCACCCCUCUAUGCGCACCUGCCGCGCAUCGACAGAAACGGCCAUCCCUUGGAUGUGCGUAGGGAGCAGCUGUUGCGACAGAAGCUGGAGCAGGAGUUCGACUAUCAGCGGCUGAUCGAGCAGCAAAAGUAUCAGCGCAUCUUUUCGGAAACGUCGAGAAUGUCGCAAGUUCCGCAAGAGCUGCAGUCGCUGUUCCACUGGGACUGCUGCCACCUGUGCCACACGGCAAUGCGCACGAUGCGCAACGCCCUGGACCACUACCUGUCGCGGACGCACCUGCGGCGCGUGGACUCGUGGCUGAUACGCUACAGCUUCAUCAAGGGCAACCUGUCCGAGGAUAUGCUGCGGCACCUGCGCAGCUCGGGCCCCGCCGUGCUGCACUGUGACCUGUGCGAUCUGAAGCUGACCUCGGUCAUACACGCGCGCCAGCACUUCUACGGGCGGCGGCAUCGGCUCGUGGAGCGGCACAUCAGCAGGCCGAACGGCGAGGGCUACUACGACAAGGCGGGCCGCUGGGUGCGCACCAACGACAAGUGGCUGAUGUGCAAUCUCUGCGACGUGAUUGUCACCUCGGAGUCGCAGCUGUCCAUACACAUGGCCGGGCUGCGCCAUCGCAAGCGCGAGCGCUCCAGCUAUUCGGCCUCCUUCUCGGAGCCGUUCGAUGGCAGCCACGUUUAUCGCAUCAAUGCGAAUGGCUCGCUGGUGCCGCUGAAUCCGCUCGGCUACUACCUGUAUUCCGGCCAUAACAAGCCGGACUUUCGUAAGAUCAACGAACUGAAUGCCGCCUUCUACUGCGAGGUCUGCAACGUCACGCUAAAUCAUCUAAAGUCGGUGAAACAGCACGAGGAGGGGCGUGUGCAUAAGAAGAAGCUGGUGAGGGUCAUGCAAUAGAAGCGGGGACAAGACAGAAGAAGAAGAAGAAGAAGAAGAGUAAGAAGGGCAAUAAUGUGAAGAAGAAAACGAAUUAUAAGUAGAGGCAUACAAAGUGUGGAGUGGUGUGUAUAUGGGACAGUGAGUCUGCGUUUCAUCUCGUAUCUACAGUAUUUAUCGAAGCUAAAGAAUGUCAGUAGAGCCCCCAGCCCCAAACCAGACGAACGGGCCGAGUGCUGUGCCGUAUUAUUGACAAUUUCCUUUUUGAGCUAUCUAACCAUUUCAUAUGUUUUAUAAUAGAAUUGCGUAUAA